This is a messenger RNA of Pteropus alecto (black flying fox), 5046 nucleotides long. It is a transcript of the gene IRF2BPL, whose product is annotated as interferon regulatory factor 2 binding protein like. Gene Ontology annotation, biological process: regulation of transcription by RNA polymerase II. Gene Ontology annotation, molecular function: transcription corepressor activity. The record is from RefSeq and is a predicted model, not a curated record. The transcript is spliced from 2 exons. Bases 2115 to 4229 code for a protein of 704 amino acids. Lineage: Eukaryota; Metazoa; Chordata; Mammalia; Chiroptera; Pteropodidae. Gene Ontology annotation, cellular component: nucleus.
AACUGGUUUCUGCUUAAGAUCGCAGAACCUAUUGACCACGUUAAGUGAGGACUUACUAUAACUGAUGGAGAGGAAAUUCCAUCCUGAUCUGCCAGACAGAACCUGAAAUCCCAGUAUAUUGCCUCCCCUCCUCCAGCCUUACUCAGGAUUAUCUCAGUUUUCAUGAGGGAAACAAAACAAACAAACAAAAAUCCUAAACAGACCCAACACUUAGCAGAAUCAGUUGAAAUGCCCCAACUAGAGCUAUGACCAACAUAUCUAUUCUGUAGCAAGCAAUAAUGAUGAGCAAUGAUUUUGUAACAGAAAUCAUGGCCUUGCUCAGCCUUCUGGGGCACUAUGGAAUGAAAUCACAGCACGUGAGAAAGAAUUUUGUAAACUGUGCCGUACUUUACAAAGAGAUAUCAAUAUUAUUAAAUGCCACCCCCACCUUCUUUUAUCAAACCCGGAAAAACCACUCACCUGUUUGGCCUCUCCAGCACCUCCCCCUCCCUACCCGCAACUGCAGCUGUGCGCAGCUAGUUGACUGUUUUCCUUAAAAGCCUCAGGGUGCUCGUAGCUUCUUUAGACAUUAAGCCAAAAUUUUUAGACUGAGGCUGGGGGGAGGGGUAGCUCACCCUGAAUUCAUUUAGCUCCUUCGUUGAAGCUCAGGUUCCUGGACCAGGACACAAAAACAAAAGGCAGUUUCUGGAAGAUUGGAAAACAGCUAAUUUUGCAGGUGCUUCAGCAUUAGUGGUAGCAAUGAAUUCAACAUCUACACCGGGGGGAAAAGGUUUGACUGCAGACGAAAAGGGUAAUACCCUACAUGAAAUUCAUAACAAAAAUUUUAAACAGGACAUUUAAAUUCACUGCCCGGGGUGGGGAACAGGAUCGGAAACGACGCUUGUGGUUUUUAAAUGCGUUUUUACUUGGGAAAGCCGGGCGGGGAAAGGAAAGGUCAUCGUCUGUUUAAUUUCCACCCCCAGCGCUGGACUUCCAGCAUUAGCUCGCUGGGCCUCAGCUGUUGUACACACACGGCGAAGGGGGAGGGGAGGGCGGAGGCGUGGAGGAGGGGCCCACAGGGAGGAAUCUGGGCGUCCAGCCGCGCAUGCGCCUUUUCCGAGCAACAAGUGGGCUUCACAGAGGAAGUGUAAGCGGGGGGAGAACUGGUGCAGAGCAUGGCGGUGACGUCAGCGCUCCGCCCGGGCGGCAUCCCGCGCGGCCAAGCCGGGGACAGCGCGAGCCGCAGCGCGAGCGGGAGCGCCGAGACGCGCCUCCGGAACGUAGAGUAACAAUCACAACCCCACAUUCCGGGCGAGUGCGAGCGGGAAGGGAUGCGACCCGGGCCCAGGCGCCGCGUGAGCGCCCUGCAGCCAACGUGAGAGCCGCCAGCCGCGGCGGCCGGGUCGCGGGCCAGGCCUGGGGGCGGCGGGAGCCUGCGUGCGUGCGCUCCUCUCCUGCUCUCGUGCGUCCUGGAAGCAGUGGCCGCAGCGGCUCCCUCCGGCCGUGCAAACCCAGCCGCCGCCAGCGGAACAGCCGACGCUGAGGAGGGGAGAAGCUCCUCUCUCGGCUCCCCCACCCUCCCCCGGUCCUCCGGGGAAGCAGCGACUUCAGCAAGAUUGGACCCGGGCACUGGGUGACACUGAACCCUCUAGCCCUCGCCCCAGGGAGCCUGGCAGGUAGAGGACGAAGCUCGUAGGGGGACACCCCCCCAGGGGAGAGGAAGAGACAGUCCCUUUCGAGCUUUCACGCACCAGCGUCUCCGGGGAGGGGGCCAAGAGCCAACGGCGGCCAGCACCCGGCACCCUCGCCCCCUCCCCCCGGGCCUGAAGCUUCCAGCCAGGGUCCGCAGCACCAGGAAGAAGGCGCCUGAGCUCCCCUCCCGACGAGACAGCCGCAGUAGGAGGUGGGGGCGAGGAACGUGCUGAACUCCGCCGCUCGGCUGGUGGAGCCCCCGCGGAGAGGCGCUGCGCCGGCGGUGGAGACUCGCGCUCCCUCCAGCCCCUGGGGCAGAACUUUCUCGCCCCCCCCUUCUUCCCCCGCUGCCGGACUCCCUCCCCAGCCGGCCAGUCCUCUCGGAGGAGAAGGCGCCGCGGAGACAGCCCGGGCGGGGGCCUACCUUCUCCAGGGCUGGCAUCAUGUCGGCGGCGCAGGUGUCCUCGUCCCGGAGACAAUCCUGCUACCUGUGCGACCUGCCUCGUAUGCCCUGGGCCAUGAUCUGGGACUUCUCGGAACCCGUAUGCCGCGGUUGCGUCAACUACGAGGGUGCCGAUCGCAUCGAGUUCGUGAUCGAGACCGCGCGCCAGCUGAAGCGGGCGCAUGGCUGCUUCCAGGACGGCCGCUCCCCCGGGCCGCCGCCGCCCGUCGGGGUCAAGACGUACCCGCCACCGCCGGUGAGUCUGGGAGGCAGCAGUCACGCUGCGCGGCUGCCCAACGGCCUGGGGGGCCCCAACGGCUUCCCGAAGCCGGUACCGGAGGAGGGACCCCCGGAGUUGAACCGCCAGAGCCCCAACUCGUCUUCGGCGGCGGCGUCGGUGGCGUCUCGGCGCGGGACGCACGGUGGGUUAGUGACGGGGCUGCCCAACCCGGGGGGUGGCGGAGGCCCCCAGCUCACGGUGCCUCCCAACUUGCUGCCGCAGACGCUGCUUAACGGUCCGGCCAGCGCCGCCGUACUGCCCCCACCGCCGCCCCACGGCCUGGGCAGCCGGGGCCCCCCGACGCCCGCGCCCCCAGGGGCCCCUGGGGGCCCCGCUUGUCUCGGGGGCGCGCCGGGCGUAUCCGCCGCGUCUUCAUCGGCGUCGUCUUCGACCUCGUCGUCUGUGGCCGACGUGGGCGUGGGUGCAGGUGGCAAAAGGCCCGGUUCAGUGUCGAGCACCGACCAGGAGCGCGAGCUGAAGGAGAAGCAGCGUAACGCCGAGGCCCUGGCCGAGCUCAGCGAGAGCCUGCGCAACCGCGCGGAGGAGUGGGCCAACAAGCCCAAGAUGGUCCGCGACACGCUCCUCACGCUGGCUGGCUGCACGCCCUACGAGGUGCGUUUCAAGAAGGACCACUCGCUGCUGGGCCGCGUCUUCGCCUUCGACGCUGUCUCCAAGCCCGGCAUGGACUACGAGUUGAAACUGUUCAUUGAGUAUCCCACGGGCUCGGGCAACGUGUACUCCAGCGCAUCUGGGGUUGCCAAGCAAAUGUACCAGGACUGUAUGAAGGACUUCGGCCGGGGUCUGUCCUCCGGCUUCAAGUAUCUGGAGUACGAGAAGAAGCACGGCUCCGGGGACUGGCGCCUCCUUGGAGAUUUGCUGCCCGAGGCCGUGCGCUUCUUCAAGGAGGGCGUGCCCGGCGCCGACAUGCUGCCCCAGCCCUACCUGGACGCCAGCUGCCCCAUGCUGCCCACGGCGCUGGUGAGUCUAAGUCGCGCCCCCAGUGCACCCCCGGGUACCGGAGCCCUGCCGCCUGCCGCCCCCUCGGGCCGAGGCGCAGCUGCAAGUCUGCGCAAGAGAAAGGCGUCCCCUGAGCCUCCGGAUUCCGCCGAGGGUGCACUGAAGCUGGGCGAGGAGCAGCAGAGGCAGCAGUGGAUGGCGAACCAGAGCGAGGCCCUAAAGCUCACCAUGUCUGCUGGGGGCUUUGCGGCUCCAGGGCAUGCGGCUGGGGGUCCGCCCCCUCCGCCUCCAACCCUGGGACCCCAUUCCAACCGGACCACUCCGCCUGAGUCGGCUCCUCAGAACGGCCCGUCCCCCAUGGCGGCCCUCAUGUCGGUGGCAGACACUCUCGGCACCGCGCACUCGCCCAAGGACGGCAGUUCCGUGCACUCCACCACUGCGUCCGCGCGGCGCAACAGCAGUAGCCCAGUGUCGCCGGCCUCUGUGCCUGGGCAGCGCCGCUUGGCUUCACGGAACGGGGACCUGAAUUUGCAGGUGGCGCCCCCGCCGCCUAGCACCCACCCAGGCAUGGACCAAGUGCACCCCCAAAACAUUCCGGAUUCCCCUAUGGCCAAUAGUGGGCCCCUGUGCUGUACCAUUUGCCACGAACGUUUGGAGGACACACAUUUCGUUCAGUGCCCAUCCGUUCCCAGCCACAAAUUCUGCUUCCCUUGCUCUAGAGAGAGUAUCAAAGCCCAGGGGGCCACCGGCGAGGUAUACUGCCCCAGCGGAGAGAAAUGCCCCUUAGUAGGGUCGAAUGUACCUUGGGCCUUCAUGCAGGGCGAAAUUGCAACGAUCUUAGCUGGGGAUGUUAAAGUGAAAAAGGAGAGAGACCCUUGAACCACAAGACAGCCACCUUCUUUGCCCCAGACCAUCUCUCCAGUCCAGAGAGCCCCUCCCCCCACCCAUAUCGACCCUCCCUUCCCUCACCCCCAAGAUGUAGAAUUGUGAAUAUAACAAACUGCAAAAAGUUAGUCUUAUGUAUAGACAUUAUUUUCGUCGUAUGUUUCUAUAUUUUGAAACAAAGGUAUGUAACUUCUUCAUUUGAAGGAUAAGCUGGUUUGUGUUAAGCAGUAUAAUAUUGGUUGGGUCAUUUGCAUCAUAUUUGUUAGCAUUUAUUUGGUGGCAGAGUGUUUGCCUAGGUACAGAAUUAAUAGCCCUUAGCAACGACUGCUGCUGGUGUGUAUUUUUGUAAAUGUUAUGCACUCUCUGAAAGGAAAAAAACACACAAAAGAAAAUGACUUUUUUUUUUUGCCAAGGCCAGUGUUGCUGCCUAAAAAAAUGAUGCUAUAAAAUGGUGACAGCUUCUUUCUAAACAGCCCCAAGUGUUUAAGUCUUCACUUUAUUUUGUUCCGUUUUGUUUUGUUUUUGUUCUGUUUGCAAAAUGGUAAAGGGGGGUAUUGGGGGGGCGGGGUGUUUUUUGUUGCAAGUUUGUGAGGGAAAAUGUUUGGGUUUGUUUCUACUGACCUGAAUGUGUUGGAUCUUCACGUGUUGUUUUGUUUUUGCUUUAUUGAUGCACGGAUGCUUUUGAACAGUAGAGCGAAAUGCUAGACAUGGAGAAUCUGCUCUGUUUGUCCUUUAUACAUUUCUGUAGUUAACAGAACACUGUAAUGUGCCUUGGAGCUUAGUAACUUGUAAUAAAUUCAAUUGAUAUUAA